AUGAAGAUACUCGCUCUCUCAUUCGCUAUGGUGGCACUUGCGGCCUCGAAGAUGGUCCCUUUGCACCCUCCUACUGCUGAUACUCUUAUUAGUCAAGCUCUGGCCGCGCUUGGCGGCGAGAAGACCAUUGCAGGUAUUGAUGGAAUCACCUAUCACUCUCCAAAUGUCUAUCAUUCCCGCAGCCUUAUGCAGAGCUACAACAUGGACAAAGCAGACACAGCUGUCGCAAUUUCUGGCUCUCAGAAUGUAUCCUUCAGCUAUUCCUCGGGUCAGUUGACUCAGCGAAUCGACCGUACCUUCAGGCCCAGUGAGUACUGGUAUUGGGCAUCUGCUAGACUUGAUGAGUUCGACUACUCUCUCGUUGUUCGCGGCGGUAAAGAUGGAUUUGCAUGCUAUGUUCGUGGAAACAAUCAAAUCUGGCUUCCUGCAAACCUUACAUCCGGAUACGUUGAUGUUUAUGAUCCUGUUCUCGAAAUCACCAUUAUCUUCGAUGCUUCUAGUCAUCUCCCUCACAUCAUUCGCACCGAAGAGAAUCACAUGAUAUAUGGACCUUCGACAAACGACCUUUAUCUUUCACAAUACAAAGCCAUCGAGGGCAUCAAAUUCCCCCACACGUUCCAGACCGUUUAUAACUCCACUACGCAGAAGCUAGAUGCAACACUCGAGGAGUUCAUCGUCGAGGAAAUCACCAUCAAUCCCAAGUUUCCCAAGAACUACUUCAAUGGCCUAUCGGAAGGAAAAGGAUUCUUCCCCAAAGAAGCGCCCAAGAGGACUGAGGGUCUAAGUCAUGCGCACAUUCUCGAAUUCAGCAGCAACAUGCUUUGGUCUGGCCCUGGGUCCGGCAUUAGCAACAACUCUGUCGACAGUAUCAAGCACAAAAACAUUGUUCCCGGUCUACCCAACGCUCACUGGCUUAUUUUCAACGACGAAUUUCUGGGAGUUAAGCAGUUCGUGAUCGAGUUCGAGGACCAUGUUAUCGUUGGCGAUGCACCUCCCCAAUGGACCAAGCAGGUGAUCGAAUGGAUCGACAAGAACAUUGGCAAGCCUAUCAAAUACCUCUGGCCUACUCACCAUCACCGUGAUCACAGCGGAGGAGCUGCUGAGUACGUUAAAAUUGGGGCCAAGUUGAUCGUCCCUGAAAUCGCAGCGAGCUACUGGUCGAGCAUUCCCGGUGCAGAGCUCAUCACCUUCAACGAAACGCACCCCUACAUCCAUAGCGAUAUCAAUCACCAAGCCUGGUUCAUCUGGGAAGAGCAAGCAACCCACUCCAUUGACUGGUCAUAUGCCUUUAUCACUGACAAGUGCCCUACCAACAAAUCGGGCAUUGCUGUCAUUGAGGCUGACGCAUGGCACCCUGGUAUGCCUGAUGCCAAUAAUGACAGGUGGGAAAUGCGAGAGUGGCUCGGUCAGCUUGAUAAAGAUGGUCUGCCAGAGAGCGCCUACGUUCUCCCAACCCAUGGUCAGAUUAGACAAGUCUCGGAACUAAUUGAGCAUACCGACUACGUAUAUGCCCCAAAGAGUAUUGGUGACUGGAAGAACGGAGGAGCUCUGUGCAAGGCAUGA
This is a messenger RNA of Fusarium odoratissimum NRRL 54006, 1563 nucleotides long. RefSeq lists its product as uncharacterized. The record is from RefSeq and is a predicted model, not a curated record. NCBI's taxonomy places the organism in Eukaryota, Fungi, Ascomycota, Sordariomycetes, Hypocreales, Nectriaceae. The transcript has 7 exons. Bases 1 to 1563 code for a protein of 520 amino acids.